GUUCUCUCUGCCAUCUUUGAAAACCGCGGUGAUUGAGCUGCAGCCGAAGCUGCGAAUCGUCUUUUCGUGCUCCGUGUGUGCGUUUAUUUGGCUUUUUAGUUCGCAAAUCUUCGCGCAAGUUUGCCCCGGUAAAGAUGAUCCGUUCGGUGGAGUGAUUGAUGGUGGGAUCCUGCAGGAAAAUCCGUACGAAAUAGUUUCAGAUCCGGAAGAAAAACGCCUCAAACGGUAGUCCUGCCGAAGGGUGCUACCGCUGGAAGAAUCUUUUCCGUAUCGUUGUGUUGUGUUCGGAUUCACGUUUGCGACGAUCGGUGCAAGUGUAGUGGUAACUGUCAUCGGUCGGUUCCUUUUCUCGGCUUGGUUCGCGCGUUUGUGGAGUUUGUUUUUUAUCCGUUUUGCUUCGUUCACACAACUUGCUGCCGCACUAGUGUGAGUGUGUUUGGAUUUCGUUGAGACAUCGCGCGCGCCGCGGAGCUAAAAAGACGACGAGAUCAGUGCGUGAUAAGCGGUGGUUUUAGUGGUGAAUAUCAGGUCGCUUGUUCGUGAUUUAAAAGAAAUUAGAAGUCUCGUGAGACGUGAGAAGCUGUGUCCCUGGCUCUUCAUUUGGAUGAAAGAUUGAUUGUUCCGGAUUGUUUUAGGUUUCAUCCUAAUAGCAUUUAGUUGAAGAUAACGACGAAGUUCGCCACCAUCAUGGAUUUCAAACAGCAGAACGGUCAGCAACAGUUCUCUCGAAGUAGCUCGAGGCUCAAGCAUCAAUCAUCCACUGCAUCCAGCAACUCGUCGUCGUCCUCGAGCGCCCCACAGAAGGUCACCAUGCGAAGGCGAUGUCGCAGCGAGAGUCUUCCGAUGGCACCAAUGUGUGAGAUCAAGAGUAGCAAAGCGCGACUACACAGCCACUUUCACCAGCAACAGCACCAUAAUGCCCGCACGAAAGCAGAAACUCCAACCCUGCUGAUCGAGUCCUUCAGUCUGCAAGGUCACGGCCGGAAGAUGCUUCCCGUUAUAGCCAGCAACGAAAUACUGCCAAGCAUAACAAUCAGUAAUGCUAAGGAAAACGUCAUGCACAACGGACACUCCCGGCUGGAAGGCGGUAUCAAUGUAAAGGACGUCUACAUGAACGACCUGGACGCCUACAGGAAGGAUCGCCGCAAUGGGUAUUACAUCCCUGGAGAACGGCAUUUCGAGUCCCGGUUUGCUCGUAACCUCGAGAGCUCGUUCAACCCACGGAAUACGAUGUACGACCGGAGCAAUCGGAAGCUACGGGCUCGCAGCGAAUCGGAACCUCACGAAAUCUACACCAGUGCGUCCAUGCUGAGCGGCGGAACCUCUGGCAGCGGGAGAUCGACACCGGCUUGGGCGAAUCGGGAACAUAUGCGUGACAUAUCUCUUAAACGUGCUCGCGAUAACAUCUCCCCAACCCUGGAAGGUGACGAAACCAUGGAAUCCACUCCUUCGCCCAUGCUCCAGAAGGACUCACCUCCGUCUAAAAUCCUGAACGCAGCCGAAAGCAGCCCCUUGGACGAUACGACUAGCACGGUUCAACAGCGCCUGGGUGGAAAGUCAACGAAAGUUUCCGGUACAGCCAACGGCUCGCGCAUAACGAAAACUGUUAGAACCCGAACGGGAACAGCCGUAAACAAAUACAAAUCCUCUCUGAAAGCUGCCCCGACAAGCGCCUCGGCUAUUGUUGCUUCCGGUGGAUCGGCCGCCCAUAUCGUCGGCCGCAAGUCAGUUUCGCCUCCCUUGCUCAAACUCUUGGCCGGAUCUACCUCACCGACUCCGUCCGGUAUGUCAACGGGAACCAGUGGCGGCGAAUCGGUUCACACCCAAGAUCUCGAUACGGAAACCAUUGGUCAUUCGGACGUGGGAGAAGAUGACGACCUGGAUGACGAAUGUGAAGGCGAAGAGGACGACCUGAUCGACGAGCUGGCCGAUGACGACGAAGCGCUGAACGGGUCGAUAACGGACUCCGAGGACAACUACCAAACCCAUUUGGCAGCAUAUCAAGCCAGAACGAAAUCCAGUUCUACGUCUCCGUCGCCCUCGUUAGUUCGCGGCCCGGUUACGUCCAUUGGAUGCGUUCUGGGGGGUUGUCCACCGGAGGGUCCCCUGACGCCCAGUCUGUUUCCCCAUGUGCCACCGUAUAUAACGUUUUCCACCCACGAGGAGAAAGGUCCUCCCAUGCCGCCUGCCAUUCACAAAGUGCUCAAGUGGAAGAUGACGCUGAUUACGCCGAUCGUCGUGCGGAAGGUGUUGAUCAACAGCGGUUUCCGGCUGCUGAAAAAAACCAACGACUGGAUCGGAAUCUGGGGAAAGCAUAUGAAAAGUCCCUGCUUCAAGACGCUUCGCCCGUACCAAAAGUUCAACCACCUGCCGGGAAGCUUCCAAAUCGGUCGGAAAGAUCGCGUCUGGCGCAACCUGCAAACCCUGAUGAACCGACACGGCAAAAAGGAGUUCGGAUUCAUGCCCCGCACCUACAUCAUACCUCAGGAUCUGAAAAUUCUGCGCCAAAUGUGGCCCAGAUAUAGUCAACGGAAUGCCAAAUGGAUUAUCAAACCACCGGCGUCAGCUCGAGGAACCGGAAUCAAAGUGGUCAACCGAUGGUCGCAGAUUCCGAAGCGGAAACCGCUGAUUGUGCAACGGUAUGUCGAUCGGCCCCUGCUCAUCAACGGCAGCAAGUUCGACCUGCGGCUGUACGUUCUGGUGACGUCGAUAAACCCGCUGCGGGUUUACAUGCACACCGAUGGGUUGGCACGAUUCGCCUCGGUCAAAUACAGUGAAAAGUCCGACACCCUCAGUGAUCGCUACAUGCAUUUAACCAACUACAGUAUUAACAAACUGUCCAACAACUACAACGCCAACGAAGACGCCGACGCCUGCCAGGGUCACAAGUGGACCAUCAAAUCGCUGUGGUCGUACUUUGCAGAGCAGGGAAUCGACACCGAUCGGUUGUGGGGAGCGCUGCGGAAUCUUGUACUGCGAACGAUCCUCGCUGGCGAAGGUCCCAUCUACGCAAUGUCCAAGCUGAACGUGGCCAGCAGAUACAACUGCUACGAACUGUUCGGAAUUGAUGUGCUACUGGACUCGGAAUUGGUUCCUUGGCUGCUGGAAGUGAAUAUUUCGCCAUCGUUACACUCCGCCUCGACGCUGGACGCCCACGUUAAGGGACCGCUGGUCAAAGCUUUGCUGAAUACGGUUAUGUAUCAGGUACCACCAAGGAUAGCGAUGGCUGAACAGAAGGAAAUUCUAGCCGAACAAGGUUUGGAGGGUCCGCUAUGCUACGAUAAACGGAUAUACGUGACAGCACUAUCCAAGGCGGAAAGACUGAAACAUAACCAGUACAUUCAGAAAGAUAUGGCCAGAGAUGAGUACCUAAACAACAUCCUAGACGAGUUAACUCCGGACGACGUACGUUGUCUGCUGUUGACCGAAGAUGAACUAGCCAGAAGUGCCCCGCUGGAGCGUAUCCUGCCAGCGCCCAACAGCCAUCGAUACGUUUGCUUUACCGAACACCCUCGGUAUUACAACCGGCUGUUAGACGCUUGGGAGCACCGGUACUGCCACAAUCGAGCCGAAGGUAUCGCCCUGCUGCAAUCUUUGUGCCAACAAAAAAUUCACCUUCAGGUGCCGCCCAGUACUUUCAAAAAGGACUCCAACAAUAGACAGCAACCGGAUAUUAGCAGCAGCAGCAGUAGUACAAACAACGAAAACGCCUCCCAAGACAGCGGAAUUCAGUCGGAUCCGGCCAGUUCGGAGCUUCAGUCGCAAGAAUCUAGCUCUACAUUCCAAUCGCAGGAAUCCAUCGACCAGAUCGGUGAAGAGCUGGCACCGACGAAAAAGUCGGCGUCCGUAGAUAAUGAUGCGAUGGAAUCGGAGAAGGAUCAGUCGCAACAGCUGCGAUCCAAUGUCGAGGAAAGCGACAAUAUGCGACUGAGCGACAAAAUUAAGCUGAUCUUGGAUGACGCUUUGUUACUGAAACAGCAGCAAUGCGGUGAUACCGAAAAUGCCAUUAUUGUACAGCAGUGAUGUAAGUAGUUUCUUAGUUUCGAUUUACCGACCUACUUAUGAUUCUUCGUAUCAAAGAGCGCAACCUGGAGGAUGCGGAAUAAGUUGCGCGUUUAUGCGGAAGUUGAUUUCGCUCCCGCGUGGGUCAGAUCCCGGUACGCAACUCUUUUUCUACUUAGGGAAAUUACAGUUCUUAGCGGGUUUGCGUUAACAAGACUGAUCCGAUGUGUUCUUCAACAACAAAACAAAACGUAAAACCGGAAACGUGUGGAAAUUUUAGUCUUAACCAGACUACUCAAAGCAUAGAGGAGUAGAAGUAGCUUUAACAAGAAGCAGAUUGCUGGUCCAAUAGAUUUGAAGACAACUUCCCAGUUCAGCCCUUUUUUUAUAAAAUAUCCCUAAUGUCUAAGUUAGAAACCACAACUAGCAGGAA
Messenger RNA from Aedes albopictus (Asian tiger mosquito), 4435 nucleotides. Its product is annotated as tubulin monoglutamylase TTLL4. Gene Ontology annotation, biological process: protein polyglutamylation; microtubule cytoskeleton organization. Gene Ontology annotation, molecular function: tubulin binding; tubulin-glutamic acid ligase activity. Gene Ontology annotation, cellular component: cilium. Lineage: Eukaryota; Metazoa; Arthropoda; Insecta; Diptera; Culicidae. The transcript is spliced from 8 exons. The record is from RefSeq and is a predicted model, not a curated record. Bases 688 to 4023 code for a protein of 1111 amino acids.